AUGGGCAGAGCCAGCAGCGGCAGCGGCGGGCCAUUUAAAUCGGAUGUCAUUGCCAUUUUACAGCCACUUGCCGAGGCGAUUGGCUCCGGGCCAGAUGCGUUCUGCAGCAGAGCUAGAGAUCGAGGCCACCUGAGGCACCCAAGGGAGCCGCCAGGGCCCAGCAGCCCUCUCAAGGGAGGCUCACAAGGCGCAAACACUUGUUAUUCCAAUGAACAAUUUGCCCAGAGAACUGGAAGACCAUCUCUGGAAGUGUUUAAGGUGACACUACUGUAUACUUUUCUUCACAUGAGGCACAACUUGAAAUAUUUUGAUAAAAUGAGAUGCUUGCGGAAACGAUCAGCAGUGUCAUUCUUAGGAGUCCUUGUCAUUUGCUUGCUGUUCAUGAACUUGUACAUUGAAGAUGGUUAUGUUUUGGAAGGGGACAAGCAAUUAAUCAGAGAAACAGCCACGCAUCAGCUCAACCCAGAGCGCUAUGUUCACACUUUUAAAGAUUUGUCUAAUUUCUCAGGAUCUAUAAACAUUUCCUAUCGCUACCUAGCUGGCACGCCUUUGCCAAGAAAAAGGUAUCUUACAAUUGGGCUAUCCUCUGUGAAAAGGAAAAAAGGAAACUACUUGCUUGAGACCAUCAAGUCCAUAUUUGAGCAGUCAAGUUAUGAGGAACUUAAAGAAAUUGCAGUGGUAGUGCAGCUUGCAGAUUUUGAUUCUGCCUGGUGUGAAGGAAUGGUCCAGGAUAUUUCACAGAAAUUUGCACAUCACAUAAUUGCAGGUAGACUAGUAGUUAUUCAUGUCCCUGAGGAGUAUUAUCCAGUUCUGGAUGGACUCAAGAGAAAUUACAAUGACCCAGAAGACCGUGUGAAGUUUCGAUCCAAACAAAAUGUUGACUAUGCUUUCCUGCUAAACUUUUGUGCUAACUUGUCUGAUUAUUAUGUGAUGCUAGAAGAUGAUGUUCGCUGCUCAAAGAACUUUUUGACCACUGUUAAGAAAGUAAUUACUUCACGAGAAGGAUCCUACUGGGUGACUUUGGAAUUCUCCAAACUGGGGUAUAUUGGAAAACUUUACCAUUCCCAUGACCUUCCACGCCUGGCCCAUUUUUUGUUGAUGUUUUACCAAGAAAUGCCUUGUGAUUGGCUACUGAUCCACUUUCGUGGUCUGUUAGCUCAAAAGGAAGUGAUACGUUUCAAACCAUCACUGUUCCAGCACAUGGGAUACUACUCAUCUUACAAAGGAGCUGAAAACAAGCUGAAAGAUGAUGAUUUUGAAGAGGAAUCAUUUGAUAUCCCUGACAACCCACCUGCAAACUUGCACACCAACAUGAAUGUAUUUGAAAACUAUGAGGCAAGUAAGGCUUACAGCAGCACUGAUGAGUACUUCUGGGGCAAAGCUCCUUCUACUGGGGACUUCUAUGGGAUUGUAUUUGAAAAGCCCAUUAAAAUCACUAAGAUUAAAGUUGUCACUGGAACUGAAGACCGGCAAAAUGACAUUUUGCAUCAUGGGGCCCUGGAAGUAGGAGAAAAGAUUGUAGGGAGUAAAAAAGGGAGACAAUGCACUACUUACCUGAGACUAGGGGAAUUCAAAAAUGGGAACUUUGAAAUGACAGAUGUAGAGCACAAAGUUAUGUUCAAUAUUAACUGCAUGAGAAUACUUGUUACCAAAAGUCAGAAAGAGUGGCUAAUCAUUAGGAGCAUUAGCAUCUGGACUUCUCAAACAUCAAAUCAAUAA
This is a messenger RNA of Cygnus atratus (black swan), 1719 nucleotides long. It is a transcript of the gene MGAT4C, whose product is annotated as MGAT4 family member C. Gene Ontology annotation, biological process: protein N-linked glycosylation. The coding region runs from base 1 to 1719 and encodes 572 amino acids. NCBI's taxonomy places the organism in Eukaryota, Metazoa, Chordata, Aves, Anseriformes, Anatidae. The transcript is spliced from 5 exons. The record is from RefSeq and is a predicted model, not a curated record. Gene Ontology annotation, molecular function: acetylglucosaminyltransferase activity.